Molecule: messenger RNA, 2457 nt
Organism: Hippoglossus stenolepis (Pacific halibut)
Lineage: Eukaryota; Metazoa; Chordata; Actinopteri; Pleuronectiformes; Pleuronectidae
Gene: mlh1
Product: mutL homolog 1, colon cancer, nonpolyposis type 2 (E. coli)
Exons: 19
Coding region: 148-2355 (735 amino acids)
Biological process (GO): mismatch repair
Cellular component (GO): MutLalpha complex
Molecular function (GO): ATP hydrolysis activity; ATP-dependent DNA damage sensor activity; mismatched DNA binding
Source: RefSeq, a predicted model, not a curated record
UCUGGUCCCAUGCUUCCUCCGUGCAGCCUGAGUUGUGUGAUGCUACACCAUAACUCAGGUAUACAGGUGUUUACGUGUUUAUCCGCGUGCUCUCAGUCGUUAGCGGCCGUGUAUCUGCUCUGAGGCUCGGCGAGCAGCACCGGGAACAUGGCGGGAGUCAUCCGGAGGCUCGACGAGACAGUGGUGAACAGGAUCGCAGCAGGAGAAGUCAUCCAGCGUCCUGCCAACGCUGUGAAAGAACUGAUAGAAAACUGUUUAGAUGCCAAGUCCAGCAGCAUCCAGGUGACGGUGAAAGAUGGAGGACUGAAGACGCUGCAGAUUCAGGACAACGGCACAGGCAUCAGGAAAGAAGAUAUGGAAAUCGUCUGCGAGCGUUUCACCACCAGUAAGCUCCAGACUUUUGAGGACCUGUCAGCUAUUGCUACUUAUGGAUUUAGAGGAGAGGCCCUUGCAAGUAUAAGCCAUGUUGCACAUGUUACCAUAACGACCAAAACAGCUGAUGCCAAAUGUGCACACAGAGCCAACUACAGUGAUGGCAAAAUGAAAGGUCCACUCAAACAAUGUGCCGGAAACCAGGGAACACAGAUUCUCGUGGAGGACCUCUUCUAUAAUGUGUCCACCAGGAGGAAAGCUCUAAAGAGCCCCAGUGAUGAGCACUCCAGGAUCGUAGAGGUGAUCAGCAGGUACGCCAUACACAAUUCAGGAAAAAGCUUUUGUGUCAAAAAGCAUGGACAGACUGUGGCAGAUGUGAGGACUCUUCCUAACGCAUCCGUAGUGGAUAAUAUUCGAGUCGUGUUUGGCAACGCAGUCAGCAGGGAGCUCAUUGAAGUUUGCUGUGAAGAUCCGAAGCUCGCCUACAAGAUGAAGGGCUACAUCUCAAACGCAAACUACUCAAUGAAGAAAUGCAUCCUGAUCCUCUUCAUCAACCAUCGUCUGGUGGAGUCGAGUGCGUUGAAGAAAGCGAUCGAGGCCGCUUACACCGCUUAUCUUCCCAAGAACGCACAUCCUUUCCUUUACCUCAGCCUAGAGAUCGCCCCACAGAAUGUAGACGUCAACGUUCACCCCACCAAGCACGAGGUGCAUUUCUUACAUGAAGACAGCGUCAUCGAGAGUGUUCAGAAGCACAUCGAGAGCAAACUGCUGGGCACCAACUCCUCACGCACAUAUUUCACACAAACGUUGCUGCCAGGCCUGUCGAUCUCAGGUGGCACGGAGGUGAAGUCCUCCAGCGCCACAGCAGAUUCUACUGAGCGAGUCUACGCGCAUCAGAUGGUGAGGACCGACUGUCGCGCUCAGAAACUGGACGCAUUCCUCCGGCCGAAAGAGAAGCCGUCCCCUGACCCAGAGGCAGCUGGUCCUAGCUGCAAAGAGGCCGCGAACAAAACCACCCAGCCUGACGGCGCAGAGUGGGAUGGGACGGGAGAUGCAGAUAUGCUGGAGGCCUUGGCUCAGCAGGAGGCAGAGGUGCCAAAAGGCGAAGAAGAAGAAAGCAGUGUCGGCAGUUUUGAUGCUCAAAGGAAGCGACCGAGGAAGGAGCAGCAGCUAGAAGAGGAAGAAGACGCGGACCUGACGGCUGCAGCCACGCCCAAGAGGCGAGCCAUAAAACUGAACAGCAUCAAAGAGCUGAGAGCCGAGAUCACUGAGAACACACACAAAGGUCUUCAGGAAAUGCUGCAGAGCCACUCGUUUGUGGGCUGCGUCAAUCCCCAGUGGACUCUGAUCCAACAUCACACCAAACUGUACCUGCUCAACACAACCAAACUCAGUCAGGAGCUUUUCUACCAAAUACUGAUCUACGACUUUGGGAACUAUGGUGUACUAAGACUAUCUACUCCGGCUCCGCUCUAUGACCUGGCCAUGUUGGCUCUGGACAGUGAGGACAGCGGCUGGACUGAAGAGGACGGACCUAAAGAAGGCCUGGCUCAGUACAUCGUGGACUUCCUGAAGAAGAAUGCAGAGAUGCUGCAGGAUUACUUCUCCAUGGAGAUAGACCAGGAAGGGAAUCUACGAGGGCUUCCUCUUCUGCUUGAUAAGUACACUCCUGUCAUGGAAGGUCUCCCCAUGUUCAUCCUGCGCCUGGCCACUGAGGUGAACUGGGACAAUGAGAAGGAUUGCUUCAGAGACUUCAGUAAAGAGUGCAGCAUGUUCUACUCCAUCAGGAAACAGUACAUCCUGGAGCCCGAGCCCGGAGAGGAGCAGGAUGAUGAGGCCAACUCGUGGCGUUGGAAAGUGGAACACAUCAUCUUUAAAGCUUUUCGAACCCUCUUCAGUCCGCCCAAGAAGUUCAGCGAGGACGGCACGGUGCUGCAGAUCGCCAACUUACCUGAUCUCUACAAAGUGUUUGAGAGGUGCUGAAUCUGAUGAUCACAUCUGACUGGGAAAAAAACAAACCCUUCACGCUGCUCUUUUAAUACUUGAUGUAACAUUUGUGCUGUAAAUAAAAACUAUGAAACAAAA